UGUUUGCGACUUAAAUGCACAGUCGCCGUGCACACCGCGGACACUUGCUCGAGUUGACAAAGUUUUGAUUUAUCUAGCGCCCGAUCGGGGCCGAGUGAGUUUCAAGUGGUGACUAGAAAUGUCGCACAAAGCGUUCGUAGGUUGAUACCUGUCUGACAUCUAAGUGACGCGAGUUAUCUCACAUCUACGGAUUGGGCCCACCGGAACACCAGCAGACGAUCUCAUUAGGGUGCGUGCAGUCGCGCAGGAUGUGCGCGUGCGCGUGGCGGCUGCACGUGUUCACCGCCGCGCUCGUGCUCGCUGCGCAUCUCAUCAAAGUGCUGUCGUGUGGCGAGGCGGGCGCCGGGCCGCGGCUCACCAAGCGCUACGUGGGGCUGUACACGGGGCCCUACUUCGACCCCUCCGCGCCCAACAACAUCACCACGCAGCUCGGGACGCAUGCUUACUUGCCCUGCAAGGUGCGGCAGCUGAGCAACAAGUCGGUGUCGUGGAUCAGACGGCGCGACGCGCACAUCCUCACUGUGGACCGUUUCACGUUCAUUGCCGACGAGCGCUUCCAGGCCUUCCUCGUGGAGGCCACCGACACCUGGACUCUCCAGGUGAAGUACGUGCAGGCGCGGGACGCCGGCGUGUACGAGUGCCAGGUCGGCACCGAGCCCAAGAUGAGCCACUUCGUGCAGCUCAACGUUGUAGUGCCAAAGAUUGAAAUCGUGGGUGAGUCGGAGCUGUACGUGAAGGCGGGCACGACAGUGAGCCUGAAGUGUGUGAUCACGCAGGCGCUGGAGGAGCCCGCCUACAUCUUCUGGUACCACAACGACGAGCGCGUGCUCAACUACGACAAGAGCCUCGUCGAGAUACGCAUGGAGCGCGUCGCGCCUGACACUACGGUGGGCAACCUGAUCAUCUACAGUCCGCGGCGCGAGGACUCCGGGAACUACUCGUGUUCGCCUUCUAACCUCGACUCCGCCUCCGUCAUGCUCCACGUGCUCAGCGGCGAGCAGCCGGCGGCCAUGCAGCACGGGAACGGUGCGCGCGGCGCCGCGCCCCGCCGCGCGCUGCUGGCGGCGGCCGCGCUGCCCGCGCUGCUCCCCGCGCUGCCUGGCCUGCCCGCGCUACCCGCGCUGCCCAGGCUGCCCGGCCUGGCGCCGGCCGCGCCACACGUCCGCCCGCAGUUGGUGCUGCUCCGCCUGCUGCUGCUGCUAGCGCUAGCGCUGCUCUGCCCGGUGCUAUGUCACGACGAGGACGAUGGCCAAUAGCGCAGCGAAGUGUGAGCGCGCGCGGACUCAGUGCGGACAGUGUGUGUGUGUGUGUGUGUGUGUGUGAAUGUGUGCGUGCGUCGGGCGAGCGCGCCCUCACGUCCAGCUACACGUCGCAUGCGAUGCGAGGUGUUAACUUAAAGUAUUGUAAAAAUUUCUGAUGUAUUACUUAGAUAAAGGAACGGUCAGUCGUACGCGUUGUGAUAUGAACGAUGUGAGAACAUUAAAUAAUUAAAAUUACGAAAUUAUUCGUAUCGGUAUCUACCUAUUAAAGUUUAUAUUAUGGGAAACAAAACUAUGUAAAUAGGUCGACGAGGCGAGCGAAGCGGUGCCUUGCGGGCUGGCCGCUGCUCGGGCGUAUUUCACAUUUGUAAAGUUGUACAUAAUUAUUAUAAAUGAUUAUAAUUAAUUUUAUCGAUAAGAAGUUACUAAUCCGGCAGUCCGGCGGCGCCGUGGCCGGGUCCGACUCGGUCGGCACCGCGGGCUCGUCGCCGCCGGACUCUCGCUCGACUACUCAUUACGACAUCGAAAUCGUUUUAACCACUGGCAAGCAACUCGUGGUAUUUACACGUAUCAUUUGUUAAACUGUACAAAGCUGCAAGGAAUUGUAAGAGAACCUGUGAAUUGUUUGAAUUGAAAACGAUCAACUUUGUAAUUAUAUGACCGAUGUGGUCAGUGCGAGCCGGGGACGCAGCGCUCUGUGCUGUGGGGAGCGGGCCCCGUGCCGUGGGCCCCGUGUCAUGGGCAGCCACAGAGCCCGGCGGGCCCCAAGAUACUUACUACUUUGAUUAUAUAAUGUCUAGAUGGAGUGUCAGUUCACGGUGAACUGUUCACUGCAAUGCACUUUUCCGUCAAACAGUACCAACCAUGUCACCUAGGCGUCACUACGUGCCAUGUACCUACUUACGCUACAAAAUAAAUACAAAAAUAAAAAAGUACAUUGCACAAAUGGCCACAUGCUCCAUAAAAUCAAAUUAUAAAAGACGAUUAAAAAGUACUCAACAGAUCGUUUAUCCAUCGUUAGAUAAUUAAAAAUUAUAUUAUUUAGUCUAUGUUUUUAACCUUACUAAUUGCCGCCAUAUUUUAUCAGUGUUGCCAAUUAUUUUUCAAUAUUCCCCUCUCAACAAGAGGGAAAAUCUGGAAAAUUAUCACUUGCUUGUAAAUUAAAAAUAAAAUAAUUAUAACAUAUUAUUGUUUAUUGAAUUUAGACUUUCCAGCGCUUUAAUGUCUUAUUUAUUCUAAUCAACUGAAUAAAGAAGGUUCGUUUUGAUCGUCGACAGUUUCUAUAAAAUUAUUGAAUCGAUUUAGUGAAUGUUCUUGGUCGAAUGGGUGCCAUAAUACCUAUUUACUAUAAUUAUUGUUUUUGAAAUAACGUUAAUAAUAUCUUCAAAUGUAUAAUUCAUACGGAAAUAAAUUAGUUACAUUAAAAUUAUAAAUAUCGACGCAGGUCCAAAAAACAAAUAUUUUAUAAACAAAUUCAAAAAGAUUAUUAAUAUUUAAUAUAGGGGUCUAGUGCAUGUAGCCAAAUAUUUAUGGGAGAUAUAAAUUUAUGUAAACCACAAGCCGCACGCACACAUGGAACGCCAUUUUUGUUGUAAUUGUAUAACGACGGUUCAUCUAGACAUAUAAUAUAUAUAAUCAAAGACUUAUUAUAAUAUUUUGUUUAUUUUGUUAUUUGCAAAUCGUUAAACAGUGGUUCCGAGUAAAAAGUUUGGAUCGUUGACACUGUUACUGCCUCACUUUGUAAAUAUAUAUCUUAAGUGAUACAAAAUAAAGAUGAAAUCGUUGAAACAUU
Spodoptera litura is the source of this 3051-nucleotide messenger RNA. Its product is annotated as neurotrimin. Gene Ontology annotation, cellular component: neuron projection membrane. The record is from RefSeq and is a predicted model, not a curated record. Lineage: Eukaryota; Metazoa; Arthropoda; Insecta; Lepidoptera; Noctuidae. Gene Ontology annotation, biological process: synapse organization.